AUGUACGGUGGGAAUAAAGUGAGUAAAUUUCUCCCACUGGUGGAUAUUCACCUGCUUGGUAAUAAAAACCAUUUGUUGUUUUUUUGUGGGAGAUUGAAUUUUGGAAGUAAAAAACAGAAAGAAAAGGUUGAUAAGGAAACUAAAAAGCUUCGUAAGUUUUUAAAAAUAUCCAAUAUAAAAAAUAAUGAAGAAGAUGAAAAAUAUGAAAGAGAUAUAAACGAGAUGGAUAUGAAAAAGAAGAUGAAAGGAAUUAGUGGAAUGACACAAAUUGAUUAUAAAAUAUAUGAUAUAAAAAUGGAAGAAAUUAAUAAAAAUUUUGAAAAUAAAAUCAAGAAAAUAUUUGAUACAUGUGUACAAAUAGAUUUUUUUAAUAAUAUCUCUAUUUUGAAAGAUAAGAAAAAUAUAAAAUUAUGUGAUGUAGCACAAGUAGUAAUAAAAUCAUCUAAUUUAAUUUACUUUUAUCCUUAUACAAUUAGUGAUAUACAAAAAAUUAUUCAUAAUUUAAAACUUAAAGAUAAUACUUGGAAUCCCACAGUGUCAAAUGAUGGACAAUAUGUUAUUUUACAAAUUCAACCUUUAUCAGAAGAUGUUAAAAUGAAAAAAAAAAAAGAAGCAAAAGAUCUUUUUGAAAAAAGUAAAAAUGAUAUUAGAAAUGUCAGAUAUAAAAUAAGGGAUGAUAUAAUAAAAAAUAUUGAAGGAGAUCAAUGGAAAAUUGUGGAAAGGAAUAAGUUAGAUAAUUAUAUCAAAGAUAAAAUAAAGAUAAUUGAGAAGGUGUAUGAACAGUGUGUAAAAAAUUAUUAA
This is a messenger RNA of Plasmodium adleri (nom. inval.), 801 nucleotides long. RefSeq names its product ribosome-recycling factor. Gene Ontology annotation, molecular function: ribosomal large subunit binding. The coding region runs from base 1 to 801 and encodes 266 amino acids. The record is from RefSeq and is a predicted model, not a curated record. Gene Ontology annotation, cellular component: mitochondrion. Gene Ontology annotation, biological process: translation. The transcript has a single exon. Lineage: Eukaryota; Apicomplexa; Aconoidasida; Haemosporida; Plasmodiidae.